AGCUAGUGGAAGCGGUGAGUGAAGAGGUCAAAUUUCUGUUAUAUUCACUGUUGUUUUUAAAAGUAUGUAACGGGAAACAACUUCCUUAUGACUUAAAUGACAGGACAAAUGUUAGUUUGCAUGGUUUUCGGUUCAUAUUCUGUUUUUUUUUUGGUGGUAAAAAUACUCGCCUGUCGGUGUGAUUCUGUAAAGGCAGCACACAUAUACCCUUCUCAUGGUGGAUGGUAGUUGGAAAUACUAUAUUGUAAUAGUGUUUCUAUUUUAAAAAAAAUAAAAAAAAUUUUUUAAUAAGAAAACAAUAUAAGCACUAUGUUAAACGGUCGUCAGUUUGUGGAGGCUAUGGGACGUCUGGGUUACCCCGAUUCAUCCUCACUGAAGGCCUCCGAGUUCGACUGGCUGUUUGACAGCGCCCCGGAAAACCUCCACUUUUUGCGUUUUGUCUGUCGGUCACUAAACCGGACAAAUGUGUUGACCCCGGAGGAAGCGUCUGCUUUCCAGGAGCUUUGCAAUUCUGGCAACCCCAUUCUGGAUGAAACCACAUUAGGAGAGGUCCUCAAAACCGUCGGACCAUCUAAGGAGAACAGUACAAUCGCCUUGUCUUCAUCUUCGUCCAUGUUUGCAGCAGAUCCUGGUGUUUCUUUAGAAGAUUUGGAAGCAGAGCUCCGGGCGCUCCAUGAGGAGAAAGAGCUGAAACAGGGUCGUUAUAAAAAGUUGCAGGUCGCAGCCACUUCUCGUGCAGAUAUUGACCUUCGUCUGGCCACAGAAUCGGAGAGUGCUGUGUCCGGGUUAAUCGAGAUCAAUGCUUAUCUUGGAGCCGAGAACGCGGACACCAACAGUGUACUACAAAGCUUCACAGAUGAGGUCAGCAGGCUCACAUCUUACUUCUCUGCUCAGUCUGAAGCCAUACAAAGUGACAAAAGGGAGUCUGUUAGCAGAGCGCCCACAGCUCUUCUAUCCCAGCUCUCCUUGGAUCCAUAUCUGCAUCAAGAGGAGCUUAACACCAAAACACUCUCCGCCUUUACCCGGAGGCACUUCUUCACUGGCAUUUCGGACAUCAUUGAAACUUCUUACUCCCUCCAGCUGUUGGACCUCAGCUCUUGUGAAGGUGAAGAAAAAGAGAAGGAAGAGAGUGCCGUGGAGCAAAAGAGAACCGAAAUGGCCAGACUUCAGUGGUCUCACAUUGUGGCUCAGCAUCAGCUGAUGCAAGCCACUGCAGAGGAGAAAAGUGUCAAGGCUGGACUAGACUGGCUCUCUGACAACUCAUCUUGCAAGAGCAUCUCCAACUCUUCCUCGCUUCAAGUGCGCGAGAUGGUGUCGAGAAAGGAGCUGCAGGUUGUGGAGGGGGAACUCGAAGCACUGCUCCAUGGACCGGUGCCUGCUGCCCUUCGGGAGUCAGCGCGGGUGAUUAACGUGCCUAUUGUGAAGGGAGACCUGGCCGUGCAACUGGCCAGGCAGAACUACCUCACAUCUCAACAAAAUCAAGUACGCAAUGUCCUGCUCCGCCAGAAGGCCUCCUUUGACAUUGUCCUCUUGGGCCAUGAGGUGGAGCUGAAAUGCUGGAGGGCUUGCCUGAAGCAGCUUAGUGAUGUGAGCAGCAGACUUGUUGAAGAACAUGAAGUGGCGUCCAUCCGGACGCAGGCUCUAGCUCAUCCUGAGCUAGCAGUUAACACGAGGCCAAGAUCCAUCAUCAGCUGCAAGGACGCUGCACUCAGCAGACUCCUCCAGAUCAUGGAUUUCGCCCAGGCGACAGCAGAACCUUUCCGGUCACUCGAAGAACUGGACCAGGCUGUGUGCAAUCUAGCAAACAAUCUCCAGGUGUCCCGUGAUGCACUGGCAGCUGCCAACUGGGAGCAGAACUUUUCUAUGGCUCAACUGGAAGGCCACUGCGAGGCUCUUCACAGGGCCAUGUACACAGAGUUCCAGCAGCUGGUCUUAAGUCCACGCCUAUGUUCUAUGGCCAUCACUAACCAAGAACUGCUCUGUCCCAAUGCACAGGAGCUGACCAAAAAGCUUGCUGUUGCAGAGUCACAGCUGCAGAGUUUGCAAGAGGUCAUGCAAGAUAUAAUCAAAGAGGUGAAAGCCAAAGGCUCCCAGCUUGAGCACAACCCCCUCCUUAGUCGGGAGAGAGAUCUUUACAAUUACUUCCACUUGGAUGCUAGACUCCUUCAGAAAGUUGUGGAGGAGCUGGAGAGCAAAUUGAGACAGAGGAAGGAACAGCCAUGAUGCUAAAACAAAAAAACAUUGUUUUUCUUUGUUUUGCUUUUAAUGAUCUUGCCAAACAGUCUUGUAAUGUCUUUGUUUGGCACAUGUUCUCUAAUAAAUAAACAUUUCUAAGCAGUC
Entelurus aequoreus (snake pipefish) is the source of this 2340-nucleotide messenger RNA. It is a transcript of the gene haus3, whose product is annotated as HAUS augmin-like complex, subunit 3. The transcript has 5 exons. Lineage: Eukaryota; Metazoa; Chordata; Actinopteri; Syngnathiformes; Syngnathidae. The record is from RefSeq and is a predicted model, not a curated record. The coding region runs from base 310 to 2223 and encodes 637 amino acids. Gene Ontology annotation, biological process: centrosome cycle; spindle assembly. Gene Ontology annotation, cellular component: centrosome; mitotic spindle; HAUS complex.